GGGCGGGGCGCGCGCGGCGGCCAUGGCGGAGCGGGGCGGCGGCGGCGCGGGGGCCGGCGAGGGCGAGGCCGCGGCGGAGCGGUUCGGCGGAGACAUCAGAAUGGCUCAGCAGCAGGCACUGCGGUUCCGCGGCCCUGCUCCCCCACCGAACGCGGUAAUGAGGGGCCCACCGCCUCUCCUGCGACCACCUCCACCCUUCGGCAUGAUGCGAGGGCCCCCUCCACCGCCUCGGCCCCCUUUUGGGCGCCCGCCCUUUGAUCCAAACAUGCCUCCCAUGCCACCUCCAGGAGGGAUUCCUCCACCAAUGGGACCUCCACAUUUACAGAGACCACCAUUUAUGCCUCCUCCCAUGGGAAGCAUGCCACCACCGCCUGGUAUGAUGUUCCCUCCAGGAAUGCCUCCUGUCAGUGCCCCUGGGACACCAGCAAUGCCCCCAGCUGAAGAGAUAUGGGUAGAAAACAAAACUCCAGAUGGCAAGGUCUAUUUCUAUAACGCACGCACACGCGAGUCAGCAUGGACCAAGCCGGAUGGGGUCAAAGUGAUUCAGCAGUCGGAGCUGACACCAAUGCUGGCAGCACAGGCGCAGGCCCAGGCGCAAGCAGUAGGUGCCUCCACCCCUACCACCAGCAGCCCUGCGUCUGCAGCCUCUCCAUCCACCUCCUCAAGCACCCAGUCCUCCACAACCUCUACCACAACCACAGCCACUUCAGUUUCACAGACGAUUUCCACACCUACCACCCAAGACCAGACCCCGAGUUCGGGUGUUUCAGUUGCCACACCAUCAGUCAGUGUUUCAACCUCUGCUCCUUCUGCUACACCUGUGCAGACUGUACCCCAGGCAGUCCCACAGACAUUGCCUCCUGCAGUUCCUCAUGCAGUACCUCAACCAACUGCAGCAAUUCCUGCUUUUCCACCAGUAAUGGUACCUCCAUUUCGUGUCCCCCUUCCUGGCAUGCCUAUUCCACUUCCAGGUGUAGCAAUGAUGCAAAUAGUCAGCUGCCCGUAUGUAAAGACAGUCGCUACCACCAAGACCGGAGUUCUGCCAGGCAUGGCCCCUCCCAUUGUUCCCAUGAUCCAUCCCCAGGUUGCCAUUGCCGCUUCGCCUGCCACGCUGGCCGGAGCAACAACUGUCUCUGAAUGGACAGAGUACAAAACAGCAGAUGGAAAGACUUACUAUUAUAACAACCGGACCUUGGAGUCAACAUGGGAAAAACCCCAAGAAUUGAAAGAAAAAGAAAAAAUGGAAGAGAAGAUUAAAGAGCCAAUUAAAGAACCUACGGAGGAGCCUUUACCAAUGGAGACAGAAGAGGAAGAGCCAAAAGAAGAACCUAUAAAAGAACUUAUAAAGGAGGAGCCAAAAGAGGAAGAAAUGACUGAAGAAGAGAAAGCAGCUCAGAAGGCCAAGCCAGUUGCAACCACUCCUAUCCCAGGAACCCCAUGGUGCGUGGUGUGGACUGGUGAUGAGCGCGUUUUCUUCUAUAACCCUACCACACGUCUUUCCAUGUGGGACCGACCAGAUGACCUGAUUGGGAGAGCUGACGUGGACAAAAUUAUUCAAGAACCACCUCACAAAAAGGGAAUGGAAGAAGGAAAAAAACUUAUUAGAGAAGAGCAUGAAUCUACUGAGGAUGCAAAUGAAGAUGAGCCUAUUAAAAUUAAAAAGCGCAAGAAAGAUGAUAACAAAGAUAUUGAUUCAGAGAAGGAGGCUGCUAUGGAAGCUGAAAUUAAAGCCGCUCGAGAGAGAGCCAUUGUCCCUCUGGAGGCUCGGAUGAAACAAUUCAAGGACAUGCUUCUAGAAAGAGGGGUCUCUGCUUUUUCAACGUGGGAGAAGGAGCUACACAAGAUAGUUUUUGAUCCUCGGUACUUACUUCUCAACCCAAAAGAAAGAAAACAGGUAUUUGAUCAGUACGUGAAAACCCGAGCAGAAGAAGAGCGCAAGGAGAAGAAAAACAAAAUAAUGCAGGCCAAGGAGGAUUUCAAGAAAAUGAUGGAAGAAGCAAAGAUUAACCCAAGAACUACUUUUAGUGAAUUUGCAGCCAAGCAUGCUAAAGACUCGAGAUUCAAGGCAAUUGAAAAGAUGAAAGAUCGAGAGGCCUUGUUUAAUGAGUUUAUCACAGCGGCAAGAAAGAAGGAAAAAGAAGAUUCGAAGACCAGAGGCGAGAAGAUCAAAAUGGACUUCUUUGAACUGCUGGCAAAUCACCACCUGGACAGUCAGUCUCGCUGGAGCAAAGUGAAGGACAAAGUAGAGACUGACCCACGUUACAAAGCAGUGGAUAGCUCUUCGCAGAGGGAGGACCUGUUCAAGCAGUACAUAGAGAAAAUAGCUAAGAAUUUAGAUUCUGAGAAAGAAAAGGAGCUGGAGAGACAAGCACGCAUUGAGGCGAGUUUGCGUGAACGAGAAAGGGAAGUCCAGAAAGCUCGUUCGGAGCAGACCAAGGAAAUUGAUAGAGAACGUGAGCAGCACAAACGGGAGGAAGCUAUCCAGAACUUCAAAGCGCUUCUGUCUGACAUGGUGCGUUCUUCAGAUGUGUCGUGGUCUGAUACCAGAAGGACUCUACGCAAAGAUCAUCGAUGGGAGUCUGGCUCCUUGCUGGAAAGAGAAGAGAAAGAGAAGCUGUUUAAUGAACACAUCGAAGCACUUACCAAAAAGAAGAGGGAACACUUCAGGCAACUCCUGGAUGAAACUUCAGCAAUAACUUUAACAUCAACAUGGAAAGAAGUAAAAAAAAUCAUUAAAGAAGAUCCAAGGUGCAUUAAAUUUUCUUCAAGUGACAGGAAAAAGCAAAGGGAGUUUGAGGAAUACAUUAGAGACAAGUACAUCACUGCCAAAGCCGACUUCCGAACGCUAUUGAAAGAGACCAAAUUCAUAACGUACAGAUCCAAAAAGUUGAUCCAGGAGUCAGAUCAGCAUCUGAAGGAUGUUGAGAAGAUACUACAGAAUGACAAGCGAUACCUGGUACUUGACUGUGUGCCAGAAGAGAGACGCAAGCUCAUUGUGUCCUACGUAGACGACCUGGACCGUCGAGGGCCGCCCCCACCCCCCACAGCUUCGGAGCCGACCAGACGAACAACAAAAUAGAUAGGAAAUGCUCUUAAGCCAAGGGUAUCUGUUAAAUCAAAAAGCUUGCAUGAGCCAUCUGUCAGGUUUAUACAUACACAUUACCGUGAAUUUAUUGCAAAACCAUCUGAGGAGCAGAGAGAGAAGCAGCAUUUGUGAACAUAAAAUGGUCUUGGGAGGGGGAACCAACAACAAAUGACCCACAUUAAAGAUAUUUAUGAGUUUCUUUGGGGCAUGACUUACAAAAAUCCAAACGUUUGGGCUGUGUUUGGUAACUUCACAUCUCGGAGCAGUGCAGUGUCUGAAUGCGGCGUGGAUAUCUGAAGUCUGGUUGUCUUCCUCAGCACUAUUGUGUUGUGAGUCCUGAGGAUGGUCAGGCUUGUGGUUUGAGCCUGCACUGCUUGUGCCACCAGCGACCAACAGCCCCUGCCGUCCCUGGCCCAGGAGGUGCAAGGCCGUCUGAGAGCCUGAACUAUUGGUUACUGAGGACCGCAUUCUGCAAACACAGGUUGCAGUUCUCUGCUUCCUUUCACCCAUGUAGAUGGACCUAAAUCCAUUCAAGUCAGAGUUAGAACUGAGAAAGGAGAAUUAGGACCAAGAGACCAAAGUAAAUUUGUUCACAGGUCUGCAUUGUUCCUUCCCCUACCCGUGAAUUAGAAGAAGAAUCAGGUUGCUCUGCCCAAGUGAGUAUUUGUCUAAUAAUUUUUACCCAAAGCUGGGAAGAGUUGUUCAAUAACAGUGGUCGCUGGAGCAGCACAGGGCGGUUGUACAAACACCUUUUUAUUUACGAUAAAGUGAUCUUUACAUAUUUCUGGAUUAGACUGUGGAUUUCCCCUCUGGGCGAUUCUUGUAAACUAUACUCCUGUUUUGGAUGUUCAACUUGUGUUUCUAAAGUUUAAUUUUGAAAUGUUGGGAUCGUUCAGGUUAUGUAUUUGAACUACAAUAAACCAACCCUUUUUAUAUAUGGAUUGUACAGGCCUAAUACCAGUUUUUGUUGGAUUUUGUUGGACUUGUGCAUUUAUGAGUAAAGCAAACAACUGAAGCCUUACCGCCUAAAUUCUGUGUUUGGCAGAACAGAACCCAUGGUUCUGUGCAGCAUCAGGCUGGUCUCCAGCAGCAGCAUUCAGGUCAGUGUGAGUGCCAGGGAGUACCCAGCAAAGGCACAUUCUAGUUCUGUUCUUCAGUCUUUUGCUUAAAUAUGAGGUGGUAGGAACUGCGGUGGCAAAGUAUUUCCUCCUCUUUCUUCUGUAUUUGAUAUGGAUCUCUUCCUCCAAGUUCAUUCUUUCAUGAGAAACUGUUUUUUCCAGCAGUUCCUGUUUUGAUGGCCAGCUACAGGGACGUACAGUCUGAGCACCAAGGCAGAAGGUUGUUCACAAGGGCUUAGCCAGCGUGGGAAGGGGAUUGUGCUGCUGACCUCUGGAAAGCGGUGCCCGCCGUAAGAAUAGGUUCCCUUGAUCCAUGGCCGGCGUCCCUCCUCAGUGCCUGCUGGCUCCAGCAGCAUCGUGGUGCCCAAGCAGUUGGAAACCAGCAUCAGGUGAUGCCGAUGCCUUUGGCCUGUCCUGUGCUGUGUCCAGUCUUGGCAUGGGGAGGGUCUCUCGGGCUGCCCUCACCACCAUUUUAAGGUCAAACCCCAAAGGCUUCUCCACAGCAGCCUUUGCCAUCUCCUGCGCUGUACCCACAGCCCUGCGUUACCUGCAGACAUUCCUGUGUGGGUUGGGUCUAAUUUAAAAUUUCAUUUUAACGAAUGAACUGAGUGUUUGUUAAGCUGCAGCACGGGCAGGGUCUGGCAGUGAAGGGUCAGACUGCCCCAGCAGACAGUGGUGCCGUUGACUAACACAUCUGCUCGUUCCAGUGCUGGGCUGCUGGCAGUGCAGCAUCCUCCGAAUCUCCAGGUGCAGGGGGCCCCACAGAGUCCCUUCGGCACUGACACCGUGUCCAGGGCCACAUCUGGGACAUAGAGGGUGACCAGAAUGAGAUGCUGGUGGUGGGAAUCACAGCACUGCACCCGCUCACCUUGAGAACACUGCACAGCCCAGCUCUGCCAGUAAAUGGAUUUAUUUUUGCCCAGCUUUACGCGUCCCACAGGAAGCCAGGCAUUUUUUAUGGCUGGUUUAAAAUACGGUUAACUUGUUCAUUAAAUGAAUAAGAUUGCUAUUAAUUUAAAUUUAUCUUGUUUACAGAGACCAGAUGUUCAUUAACACUUAUUUAUUCGCUGAUUCUGCAGAUAAAGCAAUUAGGCUUGAGGAGCUGAGCCCCUCGCGCAGGGAGGUGCUGCUGAUGCACUGCAGUGAUGCUGCCAGAGGACGCUGGUGAUGCUCACCGUCAUGGAGCUGGUCCCCUGCCCCCACAGUACCUCGGGCACGGUCCCUGGUGUCCCCCAGGGGCAGCUGAAGCUGUGUUUGGUUUCUAUGAGAUUUGGUGUUUGAUCAGGUGCUGAGGCGAGGACUCAAUAAUCCCCCCAGAGCAGCUCCUAUGUGGGCAUGAUUCCACUCCUCUGGUCCUGCAAAUGAUAGGCAAAGGGGAGUGUGGAUCGCGUUACCAGUGGCUCCAGCUUGUGGCAGAGACCUGGGUAAAUGCAACUGUUCACCGCCUGCCUGGCUUUGCCUUGCCAGCCCCUGAUGCCAGGCAGAGUUCUGAUGGGGCUCAACUCCCACCCCCGGCAUCAUCACCAUACAGAAGGGUCCAGCAGCUCCAUUUUCCAGCAGCCAGGCUGCAGGGCAGGAGUAACAGCCCUUGUCACUCCACAUAGCCCUGUGAUUGAUAAUACUUUGUGCUGAGGCUGCGCUGUGGGGCAGUGUUUGGGAUGUUUGGGAACGUUGCUCCUCACAUGAGCAAGCAGGGCAUCAAUUACGGGCUGGCAGCCUUGGACACUGCACACUCCGGGCAGCAUCCUGCCCACAGCAUCAGACAAUGCCACUUGCACAGCAGGUGCACUGGCCCUCAUACAGUAUCCCCCAACACUCCCUAAUGCCCCUCUACAGCUGCAGAAAGCAUUCGGGAUUGCAGCUGGCCAGCUUUCCGUACAGGAGCAUCGUGGGCUGCUCUGCCAGCAGCAGAUGCAGGACCUUUGCUCUGCCCCACAAGGAUCCCUGUGUCCAAGGAUCACCCCUGCCAAGGUGCACCCCCCUGGAGGGGGAGGCGCUCACCGGCCUCUGAGCGAUCCCAUGUCCUGUGCCCUCGGCAGGGUCCUCCAGCCACACCUCACCAGCUGGACCUCUGGCCAGGGACCUUCUCUGGACACACCUCGGUGCCACAGAGCUGCCAUCACCCAGCACGCAAGAGGCACAACAAGCAGCGACUCCACACAGAGACACAUUUGGGACAACUUUACUCCCGGUACCAGCGUGUAGGCUUUCUUUACAGGAACCAAAAAGAACUUCUUUUUAAAAAAAAAAAAAAAAAAUUGGUUCAUUUACUCUUGCUAUUUGGUUUUUUAUUUUACCAUUUAAUUUUUUUUUAAAAAAGCAGUUUCUCCUGAAAGCCAUCACUUGUAAUAAAUCUAUGAGCCAGUGUACUUGGUUGUUUCCCUCGUGAUCACCUCGGAGGUGGCAGGGGUGGUGGGGACAGGACAUCCUGGCACUCAGCACUACGAGCUCCGUCCCUGGCCCACGGCACAGCCGGGGCCCCGCAGCUGCGUGGCUCCCUGCUUUCCGUGUGAUCCCUGUACUCCUUCAGUGAGUGGUGUUUUGUCGCCCAUGGUGGGACACGGUGGGAAUCCUCAGGUGCUUCGCAGAGGUGUCCUGGGAGAGCUCUUGGCCCUUGGAGAGCCCGGUGUCCGGCCCCAGGAGGAUGCCUGCUGCCCCAGCACAGAUGCACAGCUGGGCCACCCUUAUGGAGCCACUUCUACAGUGACAGUGUCGGAUGGUUUAAUUGACUUUAUUUAUUCAUUUGCUUUUUGUUGCAGGAGCAGUUUUCAGAUUGACUGAAAAUUCAGUAGAGGUUUUUUUUAUUGAACAGUUACUCAAGUCAAAGGGGGACCUGAACAAUCUUGAGAGUAGAAAGGGGCAGCCUUGCCAUGCAAAGAGGAAGAGUUAUUGUUUUUUUAAUUAUUAUUAUUAUUAUUAUUAUUAUUAUGUAGGACCACAGACAGCCUCCCUUUGAAGCAGUCAGGUGCUUACAGCCAUAUAUGGUUGGAUUCUUUUCUAGAAGGUCAUAAAUUAGCAACUUAUACUUUAUCUUUUAAAAAAUUGAAUAAAUAAAUAAAUUACUUGAGAGAGAGAGAGAGAGUCAGUCACAACAAGCAAAGGCUUAGAACACAAGAAGUGAAAAUGACCAAAGCAAAAGACAAGAACUGCAGAAGAAAAGCCUGGGUUCAAUUUGGUUUGCACUCAAUGCAGUUUGGAAGCAUUGUUGAUAAAGGUAUUUCAUAUACCAAAAAAGGCACCACAGUAACUACAAAGCCAAAUCCUGCGGAGGGUUUCCGUGGGGUGAAGGAGGGCAGCAGCGUGGCCAGAGCAGACACGACUCCAUGCGCAGCAGCUACCCCCUUUCAGCUUGUCCACUGCAAAUCAGAACGGUUCCAUUUUGCAUUUGGUUUUGCUGCCUCUGUUGUUAAAAACACAAAAUAAUAAUAAAGGACAAAUAUGAAAAGUGGCAAAGGGGACAAUGUUCCGAUUUUGCAACAGAACUGGUGUAGGGUUAAGUUUGAAAUGAUCAGAGCGGGGCUGCUGGUACAGAAUUCCCCUGGUUCGCUGCAUGUGCCCCUCAUGCCCCACAGCAGCAGCUCUGGCCAUCCCAGUGCCAACGGGGACACCGGUACAGCCCCAACCCCACAUUCCACCUUAGC
This is a messenger RNA of Cuculus canorus (common cuckoo), 7844 nucleotides long. RefSeq names its product transcription elongation regulator 1 (gene TCERG1). Bases 23 to 3079 code for a protein of 1018 amino acids. Gene Ontology annotation, cellular component: nucleus. The record is from RefSeq and is a predicted model, not a curated record. Gene Ontology annotation, molecular function: transcription coregulator activity; RNA polymerase binding. The transcript is spliced from 21 exons. Lineage: Eukaryota; Metazoa; Chordata; Aves; Cuculiformes; Cuculidae.